AUAUUACUUUUUGUUGAGAAAUCACAUACAAUACUUAUUUAGGAAGCAACUCUUUCGUUAUAAUUUCCUUUUAAAUGUGUUGAAAAAGUUUAUUUUUCGGUGCAGAAAAGUGGUAUUAACAAAGUAAACAAUCAUGUCGGCGUACCACCGAAACGUUCAAUACCUAAAACAACAGUUUUCAGCGUUGCUGCACAAUACGUCGCCUGUUAUAACGCUUAUCUGUUUGGUCACUGGCUUUGGUUACCUACUCUCAUACUCGGAGACUGCUGUGCGGCUGUUGAGCGUGACACCUGGCAAGAUUCUGCCAAAUGCCGAAUUCUGGAUAUGGACGGCGUUCACAUUUUGUUUUAUCGAAAUGCAUUGGUGGGAAGUGCUGGUCGAUGUCAUCACUGUGGGGCUAUGUGGCAAGAUGUUGGAACCACUAUGGGGACAAAUCGAAAUGUUCAAGUUUUUCGCUUUGACCAAUUUUGGCGUUUCCAUACUAACCACCAUAUAUUACUUAUUUUACUUCGUGGUAACCGAUAAUCCGAGCAUACUUUUUGACGUACACAUCCAUGGAUUGGCGGGCUAUGUAGCCGGAAUCUGUGUAGCAGUGCGUCAAAUAAUGCCAGAUCAUCUAAUUUUCAAAACACGUUGGGGAAAACUAACCAACAGAAAUGUGCCCUUAACGGUGUUUGUGGCGUCAAUUAUUGCGUGGGCAAUCAACCUAUUGGAUGGCACAUAUCCUGCAAUGUUUGGAUCGGGACUAAUUGUGGCAUGGAUCUAUUUGCGCUUCUAUCAAUGGCACCCAAACGGACGGGGCGAUAGUUCCGAAAGCUUUACAUUUGCCAGCUUCUUCCCGAGUGUGAUGCAACCAGUGAUAAGUAUUUUGGUGAAUCCCAUCUAUAUAUGUUGCUUGAAAUUGGGUGUGGUCAAGACGCCAGCUCCGCCACGUUCAGCUUCCUUAGCAGGUAGUUUGUCAUCCGUCUCCAUACAGAUGCCUGGUGCCGAUGCGCAUGAUAUCGAACGACGCAGGCAAAUUGCGCUAAAGGCUUUGAGUGAACGUUUAAAAACCACUGAUGCUGCGCGUCAUAAUCAAUUACCCAAAUCGUUCCCUACCGUUACCAGCGGUGGGGGACCAAUGACAGGGCAUCAACAUCAUCAUAAGCACCAGCAUCAUCACAAUCAACAUCAGCAUCAGCAUCACCAACAUCACGGUCACGGUCAUCACGGUCACGGUCAUAGCCAUAGUCACACACAUGACCAUGAUCACGCGCCAGAACAUGUUAGUGCACAAGCACUAAUAAAUCCCUCGUUCCUGGGACAAACGCAGCAUGGCAGCAGUAAUAUGUCAUCACCCAUAACGACAGCACGCGCAGAGCCACGUAUGAUCAGUACAAUGAGUACGAUAGCGAUACCAAUGCCAGCACCACCGCCGAGAAGUGAUACAACUGCUGGUGCGACAGCAGCAAUGGGUGAUGCGCUAAUCGAUCUGAGUGGAGAAUCUAAGCAGUAGGAAUGUAAAUUAUUAGACGUUAUAACGUAAUUUGGUAUUUUGUUUUACACUGAUAAAUAUCUAUAUACAUAUAUAUAGAUAUACCUAUGUGUACAUAUUUAUGCAAGAGACGCACUACAAACUGAAUGCACACUUAAGCGUAGGUACAUUCAUACAGUUGGUAAAUGUGAAUAUGUUAGAGAGUGGUUCUACUUGUGAAAGCAAAAAAAAAAAACGUAACGAUAUUGUUUCGAAGAAUACAUUAAAACACUUUAUAGUAGAAAAAUCAAA
Anastrepha obliqua is the source of this 1765-nucleotide messenger RNA. RefSeq names its product transmembrane protein 115. The transcript has 3 exons. Gene Ontology annotation, cellular component: membrane; Golgi apparatus. Gene Ontology annotation, biological process: retrograde vesicle-mediated transport, Golgi to endoplasmic reticulum. The record is from RefSeq and is a predicted model, not a curated record. NCBI's taxonomy places the organism in Eukaryota, Metazoa, Arthropoda, Insecta, Diptera, Tephritidae. Bases 134 to 1495 code for a protein of 453 amino acids.